Molecule: messenger RNA, 735 nt
Organism: Penicillium maclennaniae
Lineage: Eukaryota; Fungi; Ascomycota; Eurotiomycetes; Eurotiales; Aspergillaceae
Exons: 2
Source: RefSeq, a predicted model, not a curated record
UUCCACCUUAAUGGCUCAUCGCCCAUCGAUGCACGCAAUCAAGACCUCGCGACUGUGGACUUCCGCGUCUUUGCGCAGUCGACCGAUAAGGAGUUACUGAGCAUGACCAAUCCAGACGGGUUCUUCCGGCGGUCAAUGGUGACUUUCCUUGAAGGUGUUCCGGGCGCAUCUUUGGGGAAUGACAUGAGACAAGCUGAGGGCAAGCCCUAUUAUCGCUAUUGGCCGGCGCUGUUGCCACAGACAGAAAUGCGGCAGCGGGUUCACCUGCUCUACGGCAAUCAGCAGAUAACAGAAAUUCCAGCACCUAGGAUCACGCAGAGAUACCCCCGCCAGCAAUCAAGCUAUGAGACGGCCAAUCCAGUAGAUUUAUCGACUUUUGGGCCGACGGUCCGGGCACCACUGGGGUAUAUCGUCCUCGGCCGCGGCGGCGAUAAGGCAUCCGACUGCAACAACGGGUUCUUUGUGCGCCACGACGAUGAAUGGGACUGGCUACGCAGCUUCCUGACUAUACCAAAAAUCAUCGAGCUACUGGGCCCGGAGGAGUACAAGGGCAAGCCAAUUGACCGGUUCGAGAUUCAGCAUUUGCGAACUGUACAUUUCCUCCUGAAGGACCACAUGCAAGGGGAGUAUAAUGCCUGCUCAAGUUACGACACACUAGGGAAGAACUGCAUGGAGUACCUGCGUGCAAGAACAGUGGAUUUGCCCAAACGUUUUCUGGAUCGAGGGAGGGUCUAA